AAACUGAAUGGGAUUCAAGAUUUAAAUCGUAUUUGACUCCGCAAUUCCGGUCGAGUCCCAUUGAGUCCGGUUGACUCCGAUUGUGUCCCGCGAGUCCGAUUGAAUGCAGUCGAGCUCAAAAGGGCUGUCAAAAUUAAACUUGGACGAGUGAAAAUUAACGAGUGAAUAAGUUUCGUUAUCGACAAAACAUGCAGCACACAUUGCCAAAUGUCUUGGAACCCCCGGUAUUAGACUGUUCGUCAAAUAUCUCUAAUGCAGACCUCAUAGUGGAACUGUCCAAAUACGGACAGAUUCAGGAUAUCAAGGACCUGUUUUGGGAGAGUCAAUCGCGUUUCACAGGCAACAAAAGAAAGUGAAAACAAAAAACAGCUUGAAGCCAGGCCAAACAACAAUAUCAACAAAAAAGUAACGGAAAGAAAGUAAAGCACAAGAAAUACUCUCAUUCAGAACAUAAUCCAUGGAAAGAUACUCAAACACGUACAGGCCUUGAAAUCAAUUUAAAAUUAAAAAAAAAAAACACACUGAAAAACAAAACAACCGAUUCAAACGAACCAUGAACAUUUUAAACCAAGAAGCAAAUACCAUGAUAUAAACAUAUGAAGCCUCUAUUGCCUACUGUCAUCAUAAUUAACAAACUACAAACAACAAAACAUUAGAAACAUCCUAGACCAGAAGCUCUGCUUUGACUCCAGUUAGUCGAAGUCCAUAAAGAUAAAGUUUGACUCUGAACAUGGGGAUUCAAACGUAGGAGGAUACAACACCCUCUUUUGCAAAAUAGAAGAAAGUUCACCAGAAAGGCCCGCGGUUGCUUCGGGUUAAAGACCGCGCUCAGCUAAGGACGGUCCCGUCCCUUCCCGUUACUGUGACCUUCUCUCGCUAUGGGCUCGGAACAUUCCACGCAACUGCCAGGAGCAGCCGCCGACGGUGCCCUGCGCACCGGCAGCCUACAUCGUCACUCGACGGCCAACCCCACCGCGUCCGGUACGUCCUCGUCGACGCCUGGGCGCUCCGGGCUGUCAGGAGGCGGCAGCGGUAGCAAGCUGCAACGCGGCAACACGAUUGCGGUCACUGGCACGACACCGGGCGGCGGGGUGGACGAUGGCUACUCCACCUCGUCCGUCACACCGUCCUCGGCGUACAUCUGCGACUCGCGGCCCGUCUCGCCGCCCAUGAGCGUUUGCUCCGAUUCCGACCUGCCCUACAUCUCUUACACGGACAAACCGAUCGGUGAUUCACCGAAGCUGCGCAACAAGCAGCAGGCAAAGCAGACCAAAUCACGCCCAAACAGUGCGAUUAUCAUGGGCAGAACGUCACAACAGCACCAGCCCCACCACUACCAGCAACAUCUCACCCAGCAACUGGAGGGCAGGGGUGGCAAGGGUCGACCCACAACCGCACCGACUGGCGGUGGUGGCAGCGGCGGGGCGCACAGCAUCGUGGUGGUGAAGUCGGCCGCCGCCCGGGACGUUGGCAUCGAGAAGGAUGACGACAUCGUCCGACUGCAGAGCGUGCCGAUGUUUCUGCCGGUGAUGCGCGGCACACUGACGCUGCCGGCGAACCGCGACCCGGAGGUGCUGGAGCGGCUGCAACCGACCCAUCUGAUCAACAUGUGCAGCCGGCUGCAGUCACACUUUAACACGUGCGCGGUGCACGUGUCCUCGGAGCAGCAGCAGAUAACGAACCGCAUCAAGGAGGUCGACCAGGAGGUGUCGAGCGCGUUGGCCCAGCUGGUGCAGAAGCAGAAGCUGUACACGUCGUACGCGGAAACGUUCUCGAAGGUGCGCCAAAUCUCCCAGCAGCUGACGCGCUGCAACGACAUACUGAACCAGAACAUCGAGAGCAUGGAGUAUCUGAACAAUCUGCUCAGCGUGGACGACCGGCUCGAGCCGUUCGUGUGGAAGACCGAGUAGUGGUUUAGGGGCAUAGCGUUUAACAGCAAGGAAAGUGCAAAGCAAAACGGCACACGUGGUGGGUGGGUGGUGUAACUCUAGUCGUGCUCUGCAGUGCAAUAAGCAGCCAAAACAGUGUGGCUCAAUGCUUAUCAGUUUAAUCAGUUGUAUUGUAUUGUUGUUUAUUGAACAGAUAUUGACCGGAAGGAGCUGUCUUCCGGUUAUUCCUUAUCACGUAUAAUUAUCCUAACUCUUAAGACUAGCAAUAAAUGAUACAUAAAGCACCGAACAAAAA
This is a messenger RNA of Anopheles gambiae (African malaria mosquito), 2184 nucleotides long. It is a transcript of the gene BORCS5, whose product is annotated as BLOC-1-related complex subunit 5. Lineage: Eukaryota; Metazoa; Arthropoda; Insecta; Diptera; Culicidae. The transcript has a single exon. Gene Ontology annotation, biological process: positive regulation of anterograde synaptic vesicle transport; lysosome localization; organelle transport along microtubule. Bases 879 to 1910 code for a protein of 343 amino acids. The record is from RefSeq and is a predicted model, not a curated record. Gene Ontology annotation, cellular component: synaptic vesicle membrane; BORC complex; cytoplasmic side of lysosomal membrane.